Messenger RNA from Ceratitis capitata (Mediterranean fruit fly), 957 nucleotides. Its product is annotated as protein TSSC4. The coding region runs from base 179 to 841 and encodes 220 amino acids. The record is from RefSeq and is a predicted model, not a curated record. The transcript is spliced from 2 exons. Lineage: Eukaryota; Metazoa; Arthropoda; Insecta; Diptera; Tephritidae.
UUUUCGUCUUGUCUUGAUUGUUUUUGUGUCAGAUCAGAGACAUUUACGUUCUCUGGUCAGAUGUUAUUGUUAUAUUCUUUAGUUUUGUUUUGACCAACACAUUUUUCAUUCAACAUUUACUAACUACUGCAAAGUCUAGUAGAGAAUUCAAUCGAGCAGGAAGGAAUGAUUGAAUAAAAUGGAAGAUUUUGAGGCGAAGCGUAACGCCUUAUUUGCUUGCUUAGAUAAUGCCAGUAAAGAAUUAACAGGAACUGCUUUAGACCAAACACAAACGGGGACGCCUUCUCUGGAUUUGAUUUAUCGCCGUAAUACAUUUCGUAAGAAAACCGUUUCGCCAGAUAAAAGUUUAUCACGUAUGCGAGGCAAGGAAAGUAUAUUUAAGAAACCCGACAUGCCGAUAUCAAAGUGCUUAAAGCCAAGCAGGGUGCCAGAUUAUAAGAUAAACCCCCAAAAAUGGACAAAAUACUCACUAGCAGAUGUGGACAUUUCAGAUCAUACUAAUACUGCUGCAGCUUUCCAGUUUCUAAAGCAAAUGGACGAACAGCUAGAAAUUAAGACAGCUGUUUCUUCCAAUAUUGACGUUAAAAUUGAAUUUAAGAAGUCAACUAAGAUAAGAAAACAAAUAAGAGAUAUGGAAGAUGGAGAACUUAAGGAUGCUGAGGUAGAUAAACCUAGGCUAAAAGGAUCAAAAGUCAUAAUGCCGGAAUAUGUCGUUGGACACCAAAGGAAAUCAAAGAAGAAAGUUAAAGGGACUUCAGAAUCUAUGAUUCGAGCAGCAGGAACUUUGAAAUUAGCUCACAUAUUAGAAGAUGGAGAAGAUGCCGAAGAAGACCAGGGUUAGAGAAUAUCGUUUUGUUAAAUAAUAAAUCGCUUGCAUUUUAAUAUGUUUAAGGACAGGUCAUGCAGAUCAUUUAAAAUUACUUGUGAGCAAUAAAAUGUAUUUCUAUACAUACACUA